AACUGACUCUCGUUUCCUCCGCGAAACUUUUAUUUAUACCUGCAACUUGUACGUCGGAAAGGGGAAGUAAAAGCUGCAGAUAGCCGACAUUACAAGUGGACAGAGGUGGCCUGUGUCUCUUUCUGUCUCUCAGGUGGACACAUUUUUCAGUCUGGUGCCCGCGCGGAGCCCCGAGCGAGAAACGUGAUGGAGGCAUCUGAUGAAGAAGAGUUGGUCAGGGAUGCUGACCAGCUUGUAGCACCUCCUAAUGGCGGCGUAAACGAACUGCUGGAUGUGGGGCAAGAAGACCACAUGCAGGGCGAGAUGGAGGAGUUUCUGGGCCCGCAGGCAGAGUACAAUGAGGAGGAGGAGGAGAGGAAGUACUACAGGAGGAAGAGGCUGGGAGUCAUCAAGAAUGUUCUUGCAGCCAGUGUUGGAGCCAUGAUUGUGUACAGUGUGUACAUGGGCCUACUGCAGAUGCAGCUGAUCCUCCAUUAUGAUAUGACCUACCGUGAGGUGAAAUACAGCAACCUAGGCCUGGAGGACAUCGACCGCAAGAUGCUGAUGGGCAUCAACGUCACGCCCAUCAUAGGCCUGCUGUACACCCCCAUACUUAUCAGGUUUCUCGGUACUAAGUGGAUGAUGUUCCUGGCUUCGGGAAUCUACGCACUCUUUGUCUCAACCAAUUACUGGGAGCGUUACUACACCUUGGUCCCAUCAGCCGUAGCUAUCGGCGUGACCAUUGUGCCGCUCUGGGCCUCCUUGGGAAACUAUAUCACCAGGAUGGCGCAGCAGUACUACGAGUACGUCAACUACAAAGAAGAGCACGUGCAGGAGCAGAAGAAGCUUCCUAAGGGAGCGUGCCACAGCUACAUCAUCGUCUUCCAGUCAGUCUUCAACAUCAUCUUCCAUCUGAGUUUUGUCUUUGCGGAGUUCCCCAUGCGUUUCAUCCUCAAUGGCUACCUGCAUAAGAACGACCACAUUCUCUGCAAUGUGAAAGCCUGCGGAGCAAAUAUCAGUGGCGUGAUCCCCGGCUUCAACACCACUGUGCUGACCAACCUGCCUCGCUCCAUGCUGCUCAUCCAGGUGGAGAGUGUCCUCAUGGGCUUCGCCUUCCUCGCCAUGAUCAUCUUCCUUUUGCUGUGUGGUGCUGCCUACCGCCCGACAGAAGAAAUCGACCUUCGCAGUAUCGGCUGGGGAAACAUCUUCCAGCUGCCUUUCAAACACCUGAGAGACUACCGCCUGCGGCUGCUUUGCCCCUUCUUCAUCUACAGUGGAUUUGAAGUGCUGUUUGCCGUCACCGGAUUCUCCUUGUCCUAUGGCGUCUGCGUUCUGGGCCUGGAAAAACUGUGGCUCCUUAUAGUCGUCUAUGGCCUCUCCUGCUCUGUCUUUUCCUCCCUCUCCCUUUGCCUCCUACGCUUCCCACGCUGGCUGUGUCUGGUGGGGGGCGCUGCUGUGCAUGGGGUGCUGCUGGUGGUUCUCCUGGCAUGGUCUCUACCUUCUAAUAAACCAGAGUAUCUGGGCCCUCUGCUGGUGGUCUCUGUGCUGUGGGGACUCGGCACCGCCCUGAACAAGACUGGCGUCAGCAUUCUGCUCGGUAUGCUGUAUGCUGAGGAAAAAGAACGUCUGGACUUUGUCUACACCAUCUAUCACUGGUGGCAGGCCAUCGCCAUAUUCAUAGUUUACCUCUGGUCCAACCUGCCUAUGAGGGCCAAACUCUCCAUCCUGUUGGCCAUUUUAUUGCUGGCCUGCUACUGUUAUUGGGUGAUGGAGCGUCGGCUGGCCAGGAAAGUGCCUUUCAGACUGCCUCGCAUCCCUCGCCCACGGCACAAGGUCAAAGGCUACCGCUACCUGGAAGAGGACAACUCAGAUGAGUCAGACUCUGAGAGAAGUGAGGAGGAUGAGAACAGGGAGGAUGAAGAGCAUGUGGCGGAGGAGAUGGGAGCAGAGGACAGGGAGGAAGGAGGCCAAGGCGCAGUGGUCCAGGAAGCUGACUCACCUGGAGCCAGGAGGAGAGGGGCAGAGGGUCACCGCCGCAGACGGGAGGACGCCCAUGUGAAGGAGGGAGAGAGGGAGGAGCGUGAGGGAGGAUGAGAGAGGAGAAAAAGGAGUAGAAAUGAGGGGAGAUGGUUGACAGAUGACAGAUAUACAGAAGAGGAAGAGAGUUAGAGAUGCGCUGGAUGCUGUUGUGUUCAUGACCCCAUUCAUGUUUUUACAGAUAUUUAUUCUUGGUGUUUUUCUUACAUACUACACUAAACAAAAGCAUUUUCUUUUUUUUGCAAAAGCUUUAAUUGAAAAGCUAUAAUGACAACAGUGAUCCAGAAGGGUACAAAAACUGGGAAUACUAUAUUGCUAUUUAACAAUAGGUAUGGCAAUCUUAGCAGGUAGCACACAUUGGAUAAAACACGACUACAACUCAAUACAACAAGAAUACUUUUGUUUGGCUUCUGCUGCAGUUUGUGGCUCCUAUUUCCCGAAUGUGCCGAUAAUUACAGAGGGCAUUGCAGUUGCUUUUGUGCUUCAUCAAGAAGAAAACAUAUUCUGUGACAUAUAAACUGGUUUCGUGUUAUAAGAGUACUUAUCUGAAAAGAAAUAACUAAAAGUGACAGAAAAAGAAAUGAGGAAUUGAUUUUCUAAGUUCAUCCUCAGGGUGGAGUGCGUUUUGAUGGAGUCAUUUUUAGAGAGCCCGGUCCUGCUGGAUGUGAACAGGGUUUACCUUCAACCCCUUUUCUUAGAGAAAACAAGCUAACUCAAGCUGUUAUCAGAAGCUCAGACACGUGUCUGUUGCCUGAUGUAUCUCUUGGCAGGAGUUAAACAUGCUUUUUUGCAGAAGUUGAAUAUGAAUAUGAAUGUAUAGAUAUAUAUGUAUAACACAAUAUGUAACAGGCACCAGCGGUCAGUCAUGUAUGACCAAUGCCCAUAAGGUAUGCAUUUUGGUAAAUGGUGUCCUCAGGGAUAUUAUAAUUACUAAUAAGUGGACUCUCUCCAUUGUUUUUAAUAAAGUGAUCUACAACACAACAAUAAACAAGAUUCUACAGCCAUGCUAGCAGCUCUACAAGGAGCCGUGAUGUCAGCUAAAUACUCACAUUGUUAGCAUGCUAAUGUCAGCAUGCUAACAUGCUAACAGUUUCAAUGGUAACAUGCUGACGUUUAGCAGGUAUAAUGUUUAUUAUGUUCACCAUCUUAGUAUAGCUUGUUAGCAUUCUGACAUUUGCUAAAUGGCACUAAACACAAAGUACAGCUGAGGCUGAUGGGAAUGUCCUUAGUUUUGCAGAUAUUUGGUCAUAAACCAAAGUAUUGGACAAACUGAAAUUUUAACCUAAUGGUGCUAGAUGACACUAGAAAGUCAGGGGAUCACCAAAGUUAUUAAAAUGUAUUUUGAGGUGGACAUGAAUGUCUGUGCCAUUUCAUAGUUGUGCAGACAUUUCACUCAAACCUACAAAUGUCAACCUGCUGGUGGCGCUAGAGGAAAAUUCAGAGAAUCACCAAAGUCAUUAGGAUUCAUCACCUGGGGACCAUGAAUGUCUGUACAAAAUUUCAUAGCAAUCUACCCAAUAUGUGUUGAGAUAUUUCAGUCUGGACGGACCAACAUUGCAAUCCAUUGAAACUGCACACAUAUCAGACUGUCCGCAUGCCCUUAGAAAUCCUGUAAAAUACUGUACUGUAAAAUUUUUAUUAAUUUAAGGCCUCAAAAAGUAUUAAAAGGCCUUCCAUACAGUUAUUAGAGAUCUUACGUUGUCAUGAUGUGAAAACAGCUUUGUUUGUGCUGAAUUUUUCACUGAAUACAUUUUGACAUGUCAGCAGGAAAAGCACAGGUAUUAAUAAUAAAAUAAAUGAUGGCUGAAUUCCUGCUGUGGGAGGAAGGAAUAAAAUCCACAUUCUCUAGGAUAUUUAGCUUUUUGUCCUACUUGAUGUUGCACUUAUGAAGUUAAUUUAUGUAACUGACGUACACAGUGUGACACUUUGUUGCUGUGGUCACAGGAAUAAACUUUGUAUGUCUCUCUUGAUUACACCUGUACAUUUAACUAAAGAUUGUGUUGGAAGUUCA
Molecule: messenger RNA, 4027 nt
Organism: Siniperca chuatsi (mandarin fish)
Lineage: Eukaryota; Metazoa; Chordata; Actinopteri; Centrarchiformes; Sinipercidae
Gene: unc93b1
Product: unc-93 homolog B1, TLR signaling regulator
Exons: 13
Coding region: 187-2073 (628 amino acids)
Biological process (GO): toll-like receptor 9 signaling pathway; toll-like receptor 3 signaling pathway; toll-like receptor signaling pathway
Cellular component (GO): endosome; lysosome
Molecular function (GO): Toll-like receptor binding
Source: RefSeq, a predicted model, not a curated record